AGAAUUGCUUUUGCAUGCUAUUCCGCUUCUUCUUGCAACGACGCAUUCUUAUUGUUUCUCUUCUAAAGCAUACGGACCCACACGCAAAGGAAUACGAAAAGCACUCACAACAUUUUAAAAAUACCCUGUAGCGAAGCGACUCACUUCCUCCCAUAGUAAUUGUGUUUUGCUCCUCACCCUUCUCUACCUUUAGUUUCAAAGUGUACAUCAUUUCCAUAUUUUCGUAUAUCUCUGCACGUGAACAGUUCGUGCUUUCCUUUCCGUUUUUUUUUUCGUUUUUCGAGGUUCUUCUGUUCUUCUUUCUUUGCUUUUUUCCCCCAAUAUAUAUUUUAUUCCUUUUCGAUCGCUGGCGCAUCUUUUCCUUCGCGAAAGUGUGAAAGGCGCGAGUUUUUUCUUGUCUCCUCUUUUGUUUUCACGCUCGCGCAAUUCCGCGAUUCUUCUACUGGCGCGUUCAUCAUCUCUUCGGUUUGCCUAUAAGGAUCGGUGCCACAGACUGUCAUCCAAGUGCUCUGGAAUAAACAACGACUGGGUGUUGCGCAUAUUCCGAGUAUUUGAUUUGAAGAAAAAACAAAAGAAAUAUUGUGCUCGCGACUCCUCUUUUGCACUCUGCUCUCCCGACACUUUUCCUUUCUUGCUCAGCAGUCAGACAGAUUGACACAAAGCUGACACAACGGAAAACUGACGGUUUCAACAGAGAGCGAAGAAUCGAGGAGGAGAUACACAGGCGGUCUUCAAACCCGAAAAGCCUGGUGUGUGUCCCUUUCAUUUAGUUUUCCUUGCGUUGUGUGUGUGUGUGUGUGAGCGCGUUACGCGGGUUGAUCCGUGAUCGGGGUCUAUAACAUCUACCUUAUCGUUGUUCCCCUGCAGAUAGGCGAACUUUGCUAAGAGUACGCGUUCUUUGCUUUUUCUUUGUGCGGUUUCUUUCCCAUUUCCUUCAUUCCAGCCGUUCGUUUUUUACGGGAGGGAGCUGCAGACCUUUUCCAUCACAGCUGCUGACCUGCCCGACAUACGUUGUUAACUUCUUCUACGCACACUCUUCGAGCGUCAGCAUCAAUUUGACGUGUUUUUAAAAACGAAACGAGGCCUUCGAGGAGCUCUUGAUACGCAAGCAGCCAGCACUGCUUCGAAGACAUGCGCGCCUCCGAACCCACGAGCGACGACGCUCACGCUCCACUUGGUAACAGGGGCAAUGAAGAUGAAGUGAGUGCGACCUCGCGGGUGAACCAAGACCGCCCGUCUGUCUUCUCGCGGGAGCCGGACAGGCUGCAGCCGGGUGAGGUGGAGUCGCAGCUGUCCAGCAACGCACACUUUGGACAGCGCGCGAAUUCUGGUGGGGGUUGCUUCCAGGGCGAGAAGGACGCUGUGGCAGCAGUCUUGGGCGAAAAGAAGUCGCGGAGCACGAGCGACCUCUCGCCAACCUCUAGCUACCUCAAGAAGUCCAGCGAGAGCGACAGCGACAGUGACGUGAUGCGGGCGGCCUUCUCUGCCGAGGAGAUCAUCAAGCCCACCGGCAAGAAUGAAUGCGUCUCUUUCUUCGGCAUCUUCCGCUACGCAGAUAGGGCGGAUAAGGCCCUUAUGAUUGUGGGCAUAUUCUGCGCCGUGGUCUGCGGUGGUGGUCUGCCCGCCUUCUCCUUUGUGUUUGGUCGCAUCUUGAACGAUCUCUUGGUGUCGAACGACCCUGUGAAGGCAACUUCCAGUACUGCUCUCAUCAUGGUGUACAUCGGCAUCGGCGUGUUCGUGGUGUGCGGUGGACACGUGUUGUGUUGGACCAUCGCGGCCAGCCGCCAAAUGGCUCGCAUCCGCCUGCGCUUCUUUGAGGCGGCGCUGCGGCAGGACAUUGGCUGGCACGACGAGCACAGCCCCGGCGAGCUGACGGCGCGCAUGACGGGUGACACGCGCGUGAUUCAGAACGGCAUCAACGACAAGCUCUCCCAGGGUGUGAUGAACGCCUCGAUGGGCCUUCUGGGUUUUAUCUUCGGCUUUGUUUUUUGCUGGGAGCUGACGUUGGUGAUGCUCGGCAUGAUGCCCUUCAUUGCCAUUAUGGGUGCUGCGAUCGGGAGCAUCAUGGCGAAGAUGACAGAGCAAACGCGCAAGCACUUUGCCAAGGCCGGUUCGAUGGCGACGGAGGUGAUGGAAAACAUCCGCACGGUGCAGACCUUCGGCAAGGAAGAGUACGAGACACAGCGCUUCGGGGAAUCCGUUUUGGAGGCACAAAAGAAAGGCAUUCGUAAGGAGUUUAUCAGCACCGGCUCGGCCGGUAUUAUCAUGGCGCUGGUCUUCAUCACGUACACCAUCGCCUUCUUCUUUGCCUCGUACCUCGUGCAGUGGGGACGAGUGGAGAUGAAAGGUGUCAUUUCGACCUUCUUAUCCGUGCUGAUAGGCAGCUUUGGUCUGGGUUUUGUCGCACCGAGUACUACCGCCUUCGCAGAGUCGCGUGCAGCCGCGUACGAAAUCUUCAAGGCCAUCGACCGUGUGCCGCCCGUGGACAUUGAUGCCGGCGGUGUUCCUGUAACCGGCUUCCGUGAUAGCAUCGAGUUCCGCAGCGUGAAGUUCGCCUACCCGACGCGUCCCGACAUGAUGCUGUUCCGCGAUCUGAGCCUGACGAUCAAGUGCGGUCAGAAGGUUGCCUUCUCCGGCGCGUCUGGCUGCGGCAAAUCGUCGAUGAUCGGCCUCGUGCAGCGCUUCUACGACCCGCUUGGCGGCGCCGUGCUGUGCGACGGGGUGGACAUGCGCGAGCUGUGCCUGCGCGACUGGCGCGACCAGAUCGGCAUUGUGUCGCAGGAGCCGAACCUGUUUGCCGGCACGAUGAUGGAGAACGUGCGCGUGGGCAAGGUGGACGCGACGGAGGAGGAGGUGAUCGAGGCGUGCAGGCAGGCGAACAUCCACGACACGAUCAUGUCGCUGCCGGACCAGUACAACACGUCUGUGGGUGCCGUCGGGUCGCAGCUGUCCGGCGGGCAGAAGCAGCGUAUCGCGAUUGCGCGCGCGCUGGUGAAGCGGCCGCCGAUCCUGCUGCUGGACGAGGCGACGAGUGCGCUGGACCGGAAGUCUGAGCUGGAGGUGCAGGGUGCGCUGGACCAGCUGAUGCUGAAGGGCGGCAUGACGGUGAUCAUCAUUGCGCACCGCCUGGCGACGAUCCGCGACGUGGACUGCAUCUACUACGUGAAGUACGAUGGCGUGGAGGGCAGCAAGAUCACGGAGAGCGGCACGUUCGACGAGCUGAUGGCGAUGGGCGGUGAGUUCGCUGCGAUGGCGAAGAUCCAGGGCGUGCCUGCGGACGGCGGCCGCGCGGGCGGCAAGAGCGAGACGGCGAAGGCGAAGAAGGACCUCCUGAACGUGAUCCUGGACGAGGCUGCGCUGGCGAAGCUGGAUGCGGAGGCGCCGCGCACGGAGCGACAGAAGGUGCCCAUCGAGAUCUUGGCCAAGUGGGAGGUGAAGCAGGCCAAGGUCGGCUUCCGUCGGCUGAUGCAGAUGAACAAGGACAAGACGUGGGCUAUUAUUCUAGGGUUUAUCGGCUCGGCUCUGACCGGUGCUAGCGGCCCUGUCAAUGCAAUUCUCUUUGGUGAGGUUCUCGGCGUUCUGGGUUACUAUCAGGUAGACAAGGAUGUGAAGGCCCUGCGCAGUGGUACGAACCUCUAUGCGCCGCUGUUCAUGGUGUUCGCCGCCUCCACGUUUCUUGGAUGGUCGCUGCAAGGCUUUUACGGCUACGCCGGCGAGCACCUGACCACCAAGAUCCGUGUGCUGCUCUUCCGCCAGAUUCUGCGCCAGGACAUGAGCUUCUUCGACAUUCCCGGCCGUGAUGCGGGCACGCUGGCUGGAAUGCUGUCCGGUGAUUGCGAGGCGGUGCACCAGCUGUGGGGACCUUCCAUUGGUCUGAAGGUGCAGACUGCAUGCAGCGUCGCAGCAGGUCUCAUUGUCGGCUUCGUCUAUCAGUGGAAGCUGGCCUUCGUUGCGCUGGCCUGCAUGCCUGUUGUUGCGUUGUGCAACUUAUUGCAGCGGCGUUUAAUGAUGGGUUACACGCAGAAGAAGGAGGGUGACAGCGACGACACGAUCGUGACGGAGGCGCUGUCCAACGUGCGCACUGUGACCUCCUUCAACCUGAAAGAUGACCGCGUGAGGGCCUUCAAGGAAAUCCUUGACGAUGAGACACCGCGGGAGGUGAAGAAGGGCAUCGUUGUCGGUGUGCUCUACGGCAUCUCGCAGUUCGUAUUUUACGGGGUGUUUGCGCUUUGCUUCUGGUACGGUGGCAAGCUCAUCAAAAAAGGCGAGGCCAACUUUCAGGAGGUCGUCAUUAGUUCCAUGUCGGUGCUGAUGGGUGCCAUGGGUGCUGGAGAGGCCGGUGGCUUUGCCACUAAACUCGCCGAUGCGGAGAAGGCAACGGCCCGGGUCUUCAGCGUGAUCGACCGUGUGCCGGACGUGGACCCCUACAGCCGCGGCGACGAGGAGCUCGGCGAGGGCUGCGACAUCAACUUCCGCAAGGUGCAGUUCAUCUACCCCGCGCGCCCGAAGCAGGUGGUGCUGGCGUCCGUGGACCUGAACUUUGCGGACAGCACGACGAACGGGCUGAUGGGGCAGACGGGCUGCGGCAAGUCGACCAUCAUCCAGAUGCUGGCGCGCUUCUACGAUCGCCGCUCGGGCCUGAUCACGGUGAACGGGAAGGACAUAUCGACGCUGGACAUCGAGGAGUGGCGCCGCAACAUCAGCAUUGUGCUGCAGGAGCCGAACCUGUUCAGUGGAACGGUGCGCGAGAACAUCCGCUACGCGCGCAGCGACGCGACGGACGACGAGGUGGAGGAGGCGGCGAAGCUUGCGCACAUCCACCACGAGAUCGUCAAGUGGCCGGAGGGCUACGACACGGACGUGGGCUACAAGGGCCGCGCGCUGUCUGGUGGGCAGAAGCAGCGCGUGGCGAUUGCGCGCGGUCUGCUGCGCCGCCCGAAGCUGCUGCUGCUGGACGAGGCGACGAGUGCGCUGGACAACGUGACGGAGGCGAAGGUGCAGAAGGGCAUCGAUGCCUUCCAGACGAAGUACGGCAUCACGACGGUGAGCGUUGCGCACCGUCUGACGACGAUCCGCAACUGCGACCAGAUUAUUUUGCUAGACACCGGCCACAUCAUUGAAGAGGGCAACCACGACGAGCUGAUGCGGCUGAAUGGCGAGUACAAGACCCGGUGGGAGCUAUACAACAGCGCCACUUCGAGUUAG
Leptomonas pyrrhocoris is the source of this 5205-nucleotide messenger RNA. Its product is annotated as putative mitochondrial p-glycoprotein. Bases 1132 to 5205 code for a protein of 1357 amino acids. Gene Ontology annotation, biological process: transmembrane transport. Lineage: Eukaryota; Euglenozoa; Kinetoplastea; Trypanosomatida; Trypanosomatidae. The record is from RefSeq and is a predicted model, not a curated record. Gene Ontology annotation, molecular function: ATP hydrolysis activity; ABC-type transporter activity; ATP binding. Gene Ontology annotation, cellular component: membrane. The transcript has a single exon.